This is a messenger RNA of Chilo suppressalis (striped riceborer), 3056 nucleotides long. Lineage: Eukaryota; Metazoa; Arthropoda; Insecta; Lepidoptera; Crambidae. The record is from the annotation of a GenBank genome assembly.
CUUUCUGCGACCAACGUUGCGGAUCGUUGACUCCGUCCAGCAAAAAAGGACACCCACCUAACUGAUGUGAUAUCAUGAUAUGUAAAUAAUCUAAAUCUAUAAAGCAUAGAAUUCAAAUAAAUGAAAACAAUAUCUAUUUAGGGCAGUGGUUUUACUAGAGACUACACCGAUCGUACGGGAAAACUCCCGAACGAGCUGAAGUGAUGUACAGAACGUCACACUCACGUCCCAUAUUUUAAAAAUAGAAAUUCAGGAGCGCGCUCUUCGCCGACGGCAUGUGCCGGUUUCCACAUGCAGUAUUUUAACCUUAAAACACACAAUCUUUGACUGUGAACCAGUGUAUCGCGAAAAUGUCUCAAAAGGACAACGGCUUCUUCAGAAAGUUCCAUGAAACUAUCAACGAACAAAUUGACGACGUCACAAGAAACAACUUUGCCAAUUUAGAAUGCAACUCGAAGCGGGCAUCCUACUUGUGCAGUCUUCCUGUGAUAAAGAACUAUGAUAUUACUGCCGACGUGGAGAAAUGUCAGACGGGCGGUAAAUUCCCAGUGAAAAAGGAUUUGGAAAGAGCGCGCCAGUUGAAAGAGGAGGGCAAUAAAGCGGUGCUGAAAGGUGAUUGGGUCAAAGCUCUGCUCUGGUACAGCCAGAGUAUGCUUUAUAUGCCAGCUAAGGAAUCGGACGAGCUGGCAAUACUUUUCGCAAACAGAUCAGCUGCAUUGAACCAUUUGGAGCAAUAUGAGGAGACCCUGACUGACAUUAAACGCUGCUUAGCCCUGGGAUACCCACGCCACCUGAGAUACAAAGUGUUCGAACGCAAAGCCAGGACCCUGCUAGUGCUGAAGAGAAAUAAGGAAGCAAUCACAGCUUUCCAGGACACCAUCACCGCGCUAGAUGAAGCCAACAAACUAGAUAAGGAAAAGCGACAAAAAAUUAGAACAGAUGCUAAACUUAUGUUGGAAAUUUUGAAUAAGGGUCUCGUUUUAGCCGGCAAUCCUAAAGACCCAGAACCCUUAAAGAAACUGCCUCCGAAGCCAAAAUUACCAGGCAAACAUAACGCUAACUACCCUGCUGCUUCUGAAGCAAUACAUAUAGACCAGGACGAAGAACGAGGCAGAUUUGCAACGGCUACAAGAGAUAUUCAAGUCGGAGAAAUUCUCCUGGUUGAAAAGCCACAUAGCGGAGUCCUGCUUGGUGAAUAUGCCGGUACACAUUGUCAAUAUUGCUUUGUAAAAUGCCCGAUACCUCUACCGUGUCCAAAAUGCCCAAAUGUUAUUUUCUGUAGCGAAAAAUGCUUAGACGCUGCCCAAAAAUCUUACCAUGCAUACGAAUGCCACAUUCUCCCGCUCAUAUGGAAGUCUGGAUGCUCAAUAACAUGCCAAAUUGCAUUAAGGAUGAUCACACAACAUAGUAAAGAGUAUUUUACGAAAAUCUAUGGUGAUUUAAACGCAAAGCCAAAUGGAACUUACAAAACUGAAGACUACAGAAAUAUUUAUCACUUAGUCACCCAUGAAAGCAAAAGGAAUAAAUUGGAUUUAUUGCAUAGGACGCAAAUGACAUCAUUUCUUAUAAAAUUGCUAGAAGUCAGUGGAUACUUUGAUGGUAAACCGAGAGACAUACCCGUCACAAUGGAGGAACUGAAAUCUAUGGCGGUGGACGAGAAACAUAGAGACGACGUAGCACUAUUUGGUGCUUUGAUACUGAAAAACUUACAAGUACUUCAAUUCAAUGCUCAUGAAGUAUUCGAAUUGCAGUGUCCAAGGCCUAAAGUAGGACAUAAUGUAAUUAAACAUGGUGGAAAAUCUGUUUUCAUAGCCGGGGCAGUUUUCCCAACACUUGCCUUGUUUAAUCACUCCUGUGAUCCUAGUGUUGUCAGGUAUUUUUGCGGACCUAACGUAGUAGUUCGAGCUAUUAAAAAUAUAAAGAAAGGUGAAGAAGUAUCGGAAAACUACGGGCCCAUAUUUACUACAGUUCCGAAAGAGAAAAGACAGGCACAGCUCAAAGAUCAAUACUGGUUUGAUUGCAACUGCAUCCCCUGCAAAGAAAACUGGCCAACCUACGAAGAGAUGAACGAGAAUUAUAUGCGGUUCAAGUGUGAUUCCGACCAACCCUGUCCUAACGUGGUGGCUGUUCCACACGACUGCAAGGAGUUUAUGGUGCAGUGCGGCCUUUGCCAACAGUACACGAAUAUUCUCAAAGGACUCAAGUCUUUACAAGACACAGAGAUGAUGUAUCGACUGGGUCGUGCUGCUAUGGAGGAAGGCAAAUAUGGUGAAGCAAUGAAGAAAUUUAUUGAAGUGAUAAAGCUAUAUGACUCCACUUUAUCCCCACCUUAUAGGUCAUAUUAUGAUUGUGCUCAAGACUUAAGGAGUUGUAUAUUAGCAACUGGAAAUUACAGUAUUGUGUAAAAUAAAUAACUUAACAAUGUGUCAAUACAAUUUUAACAGUUUGUAUUUUGUCAGAUGAAUAGAAAUAAAUCAAAUUAAAGUAUAGUUUAGUAACGAAUGCCUUCGUAUGGCUUUGCUGCCCCUUACAGCUUUUGCAGCCACCCCUCGCAGUCUUUCAUCCUGUGCCAUGGUCGCUUCUGGCCGUAAGCACUCAUAGAAAUGAAAUUAUUAUUAAAGUGUCUGAGUUAAACCGUUAAACCUAUUAUUUUCACCUAUAGUGUCAGUUUAGAUUUAAUGAAGCGAAAAAAACAUAUACGUAUACAAUAACAGAACACAAAUACAACCAUCUUCGUACCUAAAUAACCUCUGAGUGCGAAUAACUCUAUCAAAGAUAAGCCUAUAAAUUGUUGUAUUCAUAGUUUAUUUUUGUUAUCAGGAAAUUUUUAUUUCGCUAAAAAUCAAACUUACUGAGCAAAUACUAGAUGAAAUUUUAAAUUCGGAGAUUAUUUGUGAAUGUUUACCACUUAACGUUUCUAUGACAACCAGUCAGUGAUGACAACCACGCCUUUUUAACAUUCUCCCUUUUUACGUGAGGCAAAAAAAACAAUGCCCAUGCAGCCUAGUCUUAAGUUUUAUUAAUUUUCUUUUUAAACAUUAGAAUGUCAGUGUGAC